Hyaena hyaena (striped hyena) is the source of this 833-nucleotide messenger RNA. RefSeq names its product DNA damage inducible transcript 4 like (gene DDIT4L). The transcript has 3 exons. Lineage: Eukaryota; Metazoa; Chordata; Mammalia; Carnivora; Hyaenidae. Gene Ontology annotation, biological process: negative regulation of signal transduction. The coding region runs from base 189 to 770 and encodes 193 amino acids. Gene Ontology annotation, cellular component: cytoplasm. The record is from RefSeq and is a predicted model, not a curated record.
GUGGGCGAGGGGCCGGUCGCUGCUCGGGUCUGCAGGUCUCUGAGCUUCCGAGGGAGCAGGCGCCUUGGGGAUAGCGCCUGCCUCGGUUUACCCCGCAGCCCAGCCGGCGAGCGCUCCCGCCCCAGCGAACUCCAGGCAGCGCCCUGGAAAGGCCGUUCCGCCCCGCGAGGGAAACGGAGCCGUUGACCAUGGUUGCAACUGGCAGUUUGAGCAGUAAGAACCCGGGCAGCAUUUCAGAGUUGCUGGACCAUGGUUUCCACCCGGGGAGCCUGCUAAAUGAGUUUGACUACUGGGAUUAUGUUGUUCCUGAACCCAACCUCAAUGAGGUGAUAUUUGAGGAGACAACGUGCCAGAGUUUGGUUAAAAUGCUGGAGAACUGUCUGUCCAAAUCAAAGCAAACCAAGCUUGGUUGCUCAAAAGUCCUUGUCCCUGAGAAACUGACCCAGAGAAUUGCUCAAGAUGUCCUGCGGCUUUCCUCUACCGAGCCCUGCGGCCUGCGAGGUUGUGUCAUGCACGUGAACUUGGAAAUUGAAAACGUAUGUAAAAAGCUGGAUAAGAUUGUGUGCGAUUCUAGUGUGGUGCCCACUUUCGAGCUCACACUUGUGUUUAAGCAGGAGAACUGCUCGUGGACUAGCUUCAGGGACUUUUUCUUCAGCCGAGGUCGCUUCUCAUCUGGCCUCAGGCGAACUCUGAUCCUGAGUUCGGGAUUCCGCCUCGUUAAGAAAAAGCUUUACUCCUUGAUUGGAACAACAGUCAUUGAAGAGUGCUGAGAAGGAAACAUUUUAAAGGUCCUUCUUAUAAUUGGGUAAUAAAACUGCACAGCUGCCCCCUGA